Trifolium pratense (red clover) is the source of this 1897-nucleotide messenger RNA. RefSeq names its product metal tolerance protein C4. NCBI's taxonomy places the organism in Eukaryota, Viridiplantae, Streptophyta, Magnoliopsida, Fabales, Fabaceae. The record is from RefSeq and is a predicted model, not a curated record. Gene Ontology annotation, cellular component: membrane. The transcript has 13 exons. Gene Ontology annotation, molecular function: monoatomic cation transmembrane transporter activity. Gene Ontology annotation, biological process: zinc ion transport; transmembrane transport. Bases 285 to 1601 code for a protein of 438 amino acids.
UCUUUUUCUCAAAAACAAACCAUCAUAUGAAAAAUUUAUAACUUCCAUUUUCCACUAUAUAGAAAAUUUAGCAAUGAAUUGUACUGCAUUUGAAGUGUGUGAUUGUUAGAAUAUUCUAGAAUAGUUACUUUUCCUUCUAUCAUCUCAAUCUUCAUUCAUGCUACACUUCCACUUCCAUCUUCAAUCUUCAAUGGAACAAAAUGUCGUAACCUAAUUUCACCACACGAAUUUCGUGCGUAUUUCUCAUAUCACUCUUCCAUUCUUUCUUCACGAAAUUCGUAUUAAUGUUAACAUCCUAUAACCUUCUUCGUUCUCACUUUCGUCGUUCUCAUCGUCACUGGUUUUGUACCAUUGUCGCUCUCAAACCAGAGCCUCAACCACCACCACCAACCACCGCUGUAACCGCCACUAACACUUCCUCCAAUUCAUUUCCUUCUAGACGCUUCCUUUUGCUUGGAUUCGAUUCUCGCCGACACUUCCAUCACAGUCAUCACUAUUCUUUCCAUCGAAGUUUCUUUACAAGAGCUAAACCAGCUCAGAGAAUUGAAUUCAACGAUCGCCACAGUCAGAGAGCUGUUAAAACUGCAUUGUGGUGUAACUUUCUUGUUUUUUCACUCAAGUUUGGAGUAUGGUUAGCUUCCUCUAGCCAUGUUAUGUUAGCUGAAGUUGUGCAUUCAGUUGCCGAUUUUGCAAACCAGGCACUACUUGCUUAUGGUCUGUCUAGCUCUAGGCGUGCACCAGAUGCUAUUCAUCCUUAUGGUUAUUCCAAGGAAAGAUUUGUUUGGUCAUUGAUAUCUGCUGUUGGGAUAUUCUGUCUUGGUUCUGGUGCUACAGUCGUUAAUGGAGUUCAAAACUUGUGGGUUGCACAGCCCCCUGAAAAUAUGCAAUUAGCAGCUAUGGUGUUGUGUGGUUCAUUCAUCAUUGAAGGGGCCUCUCUUAUUGUUGCCAUUCAAGCUGUCAAGGAAGGUGCAAAUGCUGAGGGAAUGAAAUUAAGAGACUAUAUUUGGCGGGGACAUGAUCCUACAUCUGUUGCAGUAAUGACAGAGGAUGGUGCUGCAGUAACUGGCCUUGCUAUUGCUGGGGCAUCAUUGGUGGCAGUGCAUUAUACCGGAAAUGCCAUUUAUGAUCCCAUAGGCUCAAUCUUGGUUGGCAACUUACUUGGAAUGGUAGCCAUAUUUCUUAUCCAGAGAAACCGACAUGCUUUGAUUGGUAGAGCUAUGGACAACCAAGAUAUGGAAAAAGUACUCCAGUUUUUGAAAAAUGACCCGGUUGUAGAUGCUCUCUAUGAUUGCAAAAGCGAAGUUAUUGGGCCCGGAUUCUUCAGAUUUAAGGCAGAAAUAGAUUUUAACGGAGAGAUGGUGGUGCAAAACUAUCUUCAAAGGACUGGACGUGAGGAAUGGGCAAAACAGUUCCGUGAAGCUGGAAAGCUGAGGGACGAUACUGCCUUGACGAAGAUUAUGUCAAGUUAUGGUGAGGAAGUAGUUACAGCAUUAGGAAGUGAAGUUGAUAGGUUAGAGAAGGAGAUCCAGAAUCUUGUUCCUGGUAUCCGGCAUGUCGAUAUUGAGGCCCACAAUCCAACAGAGUCAUCCUUAUCAAGUUAAAAUUUUCAAAAAUUAAAGAUCUCACUUUCCUUCAUUUAUCUUGUCAGAGCAUGUAUGAAUGUAUAUUUGGCUUCAUUCCUUAUUAUCACGAGUUCUUUUCGGUAUUCUUUCUUAAAGAAUAUGAAGUUUCAAGUAACAUGGCUCAAGUUGAGUCGACAGCUCUUGAUAGAUUAGUGCAAAACAUGUAUUCAUUUUUUCCUCCUAACCCAAAUAUGUACUUGGGGUUUGUGAAACAAUUUCUGUACAACCUCGAGCUUUAAAGAGUAAAAGUCAUGGAUGAGAGUUAAUUUUGUUAA